Messenger RNA from Clupea harengus (Atlantic herring), 4652 nucleotides. RefSeq names its product formin 1 (gene fmn1). Lineage: Eukaryota; Metazoa; Chordata; Actinopteri; Clupeiformes; Clupeidae. Gene Ontology annotation, cellular component: actin filament; cytoskeleton; cytoplasm. The record is from RefSeq and is a predicted model, not a curated record. Gene Ontology annotation, biological process: actin nucleation; cortical actin cytoskeleton organization. Gene Ontology annotation, molecular function: actin filament binding; microtubule binding.
CUCCAUAACGAAAAUGAUUGGCUGGACAACCAUUCUAUCACUCUAUGGGAGGACUGCCAUGUGAGACUGCUGGUAUAGUUUUGUGAUAUCUGGGAUGUAGAAAUAUAAAGGAUGCUUCCCCGAACAUAAUGAGCAGUUCAACCCUGGGUUGGAUAUUGUCUUGUUCUCUGUCAUUUGUGAUAAAGGGUGCCAGAAAUCUGACAGCAUAUAACAGACCAAUGGCUAUCAUGGCAGGAAACCAUACUGUCCUUCAUCUUUAUGAACCAAUCAGAGAGAGGACCUGGGUCAGCCAGUGCCCCCCUAUGCGUAGAGGUCAAAGCCCCUCCCAGCGAGAUUUCUCUUCCCACAAAGGUCAGCGAGUGAUUUGCCAUAAUUUAAAGGAGGUGGAGUCGGCAAGAGGAAGUCUGAAUGGGCCAACCAAGGAAGGCUUGCUUGGGCACGAAAUCUCAAACGAGGCGGGUGCAGUGGUGGAAGUACCUUGGCUGGCCAACCUGUUGGCUCUGUGCGCUGACUGCCAGGAUCAGGUUGCCAUGGGGAACCACCAUGGCGCCAAACAUUCACACUCCUCCGAGGACUGGGAGAGUCAGGCUGGCCAACAGCAGACUCGGGGGGAAGGACUGAGCUGCGGCAGCUGCAGCGGCGGCAGCCCCCAGCCCACUCCCAGCCUCUCUCCCACCACAACUAGCCCCAGGACCUGGUCCCGGGGCCGCAGGCUGAGGACGCUGCGGGCGAUGAACUCGCUUCACGCGGAGGAGACCCUGCAGAGCCUGGUCAAGCAGAGGCUCGAUCCCGCUGCCGAGCUCCGCACGGGCGGACUGCGGGACGCGACCGCUGGGGGGAAAGAGCACGAAUACCCAGAGAUUCCUGGAAUGCCCAGUGAGAUGGAAAAUGAUCUCAACACAGCGGAAAACCUAGUGCCUCGUCUCACCGAUGUCCAGCCUGCUUUACAGAACUGCAGCACAGAAGAGGAGUCCAUUACUGUGGCGUCAAAGUCGCAUUUGCCCCGCAAGGACUCCGAAUAUGACAAUGAACUGUACCUCUGUUUGCUUAACAAAGCGUUAGACACCACGCCGUCACUGGAAGACCAGGAGAUGCAUCCAGCCCCACAAGCAGCUGAACCCGUCACACAGUCUAGAGAGGGGAUAACUGAGGAAUGGACUGUAUCUCCCCCAACUCAGUUUCGGUUUGAUUCGGCCGAGCUCCAGGAUGCUGCAUUGAGGGUCGCUGCCAAGAUGGAGGAGGUGGAGAGUAUAAUCCAGAGGGUCAGACAGACAAGCUCAGACUGGACAAGGAAAAGCAGUUUGCACACCUCUGCCUCGUCUGGAUUGUUAAGCAGAGCUAGAGAUGAACCUCAGAACACGGAGGUUUCAGAGGAAGGUGCCAACAUCCCUGUCGAGGAGCUCCGUGCCCUGGGGGAAGAGCUGAACCGCAGCCUUCGCAAAGCUCUGCAGUUGGACGGGCUGCUAGGCAACGACGACGACGACUGGGAGGGGAUGAGCGGCGUCAGGCCCCUGUUGGAGGAGGGCCGGGAGGCGGCGUGGGAUCUCGAGAGCAACGAGGAGAAGUUCCCAGAUCCUGCAGUAGGGCUCUUCCAGCACAACCAGUACCCUUGGAGUCCAGCAGCCACCUUAACCAGCAGCUCCAGCCUCGGAAAGAAGAGUGCCUCGUUGCCCUCGCUGACCUCCAUCUUCACCUCCUCGCCCGUCCCCGCCAGCACCCCGGGCAGCCUGUCCCCUCUGCUCUCCUCGUGUUCGUCCCGCCUGCCCAGCCCCAUGCCACAGCACUACAUCCUGCUCCUCCAGAGAGAAACCAGGGAGGAGGGAGAGGGCCAGAGCAGGCUCUCCAUCCCAGGAGUAACUAACUCUGCCGCAGGAGCCGAGCGGGUGGAUGGGCACAGCCUCAGCAGGUCUGCACUGGAGUUUGAGCUGAGCAUCACCAGCCAGAGAGGCCCUAGAUGGGUCAUGCCAGCCGUGCCACCCAUGCCUACUGCAGAGGAGUCGUUAUUAAACCAGGAGGAUGACUGGCACCUGGACCUGGAUUUCUCCUGCUGUAAGUCAGUGGCCCAGGCUUCCAGGCUCAACCACGCAGACUUCCUGAGGAUCACGCCCCCGGAGCAUGACAUCAUCAGUGAUGCUCCAUUCUCUCCUGACCUGGUAUUUGUACCCGAGGGCUCCCCCCCUGCAGAGAGUGAGGAGAGGACACCCCGGCGCCUCCAGGCCGUUUGGCCUCCGCCGAAGCCCAAAGACGAGGUGGGGCUCAAGUACACAGAAGCAGAACACCAGGCAGCCCUUCUGCAGCUGAAGAGAGAGUGCAAAGAAGAGGUGGAAAACUUACAAGCCGAUUUUGAGCUGCAGCUCUUCCGUGUCCGAGGGGAGACCGCUGAGAACGUGUCCAGCCUGGAGGACGCCUUGGCUGAACUGCAGAAGGACAAGGACAAGCGUGGGGACUUCCGAGAUGCAUGUGUGUCCACCGAGGACGAUCUCUCACCCAGAACCUUCCGGACCGUUUGCGUCCAGACGGAUAGAGAGACCUUCAUCAAGCCGACCGAGGACGAGGAGUACAGAAGCAGCAGCCAGAACGGCUGCCACAGCGUUCCCAAAAAACUCAACCUCGCCUCCCUAAAUCUCGGCCUCACAGGGAAAAAUGAGCAGGCUCCAGUGCAGGGGCCUCCCCCUCUGCUUCUUCCCCUCCAAUCAGAUUGUUCGACGACAUCAUCUUCACCCAUGUCGCCAGGUUACACUGACUUGACUCCACCCCCUGCGCCUCCACCUCCUGGUUCUGUGAACUCCACUUCCUGUUGUCAAGUUUCUCAGGCACCUGGCGGGCCCCCCAUCCCACCUCCACCUCCACCACCUGUGCCUUCAUGUGGUCCCCCUCCUGCACCACCUCCUCCUCCCCCACAGGGUGCCGGUCCUGUGCCUCCCCCUCCUCCUCCUGGAGUUGGUUUCGCCCUGAAUUCAUCUCUGGAGAAGCCCCCCCGGAAGCCAGCGUUGGAACCUUCCUGCCCCAUGAAGCCCCUCUACUGGACGAGGAUUCAGAUUCAAGGCAACAACAAUGACACACUGUGGAGUUCUCUGGAGGAGCCACACAUCGUUGACCCCCAUGAGUUCGAGGACCUGUUUGCCAAGGCUUCACUGCAGACCAAACGGAAGCGUCUCUCGGAGGCCUACGAGAGGAGAAACAAGGCCAAGAAGAUCAUCAAGCUCCUGGACAGUAAGCGUUCCCAGGCUGUCGGCAUCUUCAUAUCCAGCCUCCAUCUGGAGAUGAAGGACAUCAAGCAAGCUGUUCUGACCAUGGACAACCCUGUGGUGGAUCUGGAGACCAUUGAGGCUUUGUAUGAAAAUAGAGCUCAGCCAGGGGAGCUGGAGCUGCUGAAGAAACACUACGACACUUCAGAUGAGGAGCAGAUCAAGCUGCUGGACAAGCCAGAACAGUUCCUGUACGAACUCUCCCAGAUCCCUGAUUUCUCUGGCCGUGCUCGUUGCCUCAUAUUUCAGUCUGUGUUCACAGACAGCAUCGCAGCCAUCCGGCGCAAGAUGGAGAUUGUUUCUCGAGUCUGCAAGGGCCUGCUGGAGAGAGCGAGCGUUCGUCGGGUGAUUGGGCUUAUUCUAGCGCUGGGGAACUACAUGAACGGGGGCAGUAGGAUCCGAGGCCAGGCUGACGGCUUCGGUCUGGAGAUCCUGCCCAAGCUCAAGGACGUCAAGAGCAGGGACAACUGCACCUGCCUGGUUGACUAUGUUGUGUUGUACUACCUCCGAAACCUUGAUGAGCACGCUGGCACUGAUAAGAGUGUUUUCCCGUUGCCUGAGCCUCAUGACAUCUUUCUGGCGGCGCAAGUCAAAUUUGAGGACCUAUCCAAAGACCUGCGCAAGCUUGGGAAAGACCUUUCAGUUUGUGAACAAGAUGUCCAAAGGGUGUGCGCCAGUUGCUCUGAGGAACACCUUCAUCCAUUCAAGGAGAACAUGGAGAGUUUUAUAUUAAAUGCACAGCAAGAGCACAGUGCAACAGAGCUUCAGUUGGUGUGCGCACAGAAAAGCUUCCAUGACCUGGUGGUUUACUUUGGGGUGAAGCCCAAGUCUGGCGAGAGGGAGGUGAUGCCUGGCCAGGUCUUCAUGCUCUGGUUUGAGUUCUGUGGAGACUUCAAGACGCGCUGGAAACGGGAGAGCAAGAACAUCUCCAAAGAAAGACUAAGAGAGGCCCAGCAACGUGUCAAAAACAUCACCGGAGAAAAGAAGGUGGAGACAAGGAAGGUCCAUGCCAACAGCCUGAAGGAACGCUUACGGCAGAAAGAGGCCAGCCUGGGCGCCAGUUAAGAACCAGGAAGAGGAUGGCGGGAACGGAACCGGAAUGCUCAGGACUCCGAGUCUGCAUGGGCACUUUUAUCCUGUUGUUUGGGACUCAGAGUCUGGUCAGUCACCCCUCUGGGAGUCUGUGGUCGCAUCUCAGCCCCCGACCCUCCCAAACCUGGGCAUCAGUGUAGGGACGUGUGUGUGGGACCAUCUGAAUGGCAGGGGCACAGACUACUGCUGGCACGGAAGGAAAGAGCAUUGAGGAAGGCCUGAUAGGCGACAGGAGUAAGCACUUUGACUGGAUGGAUUUGUAUUGGUUUAUGAAGUUGUCACUAAUAAUUAAAAAAUGAAUGUUGCAUCAGA